UUGUGCUGAAAAGCAAAAGAUAAAUUUGGAAAUUAAUGUUUAAAUGUCCAAAUACAUUUGAUCAUAUAGAAAAGGAAAGGAUAGGCUACUUUGCUUAGCUGGGUGAAGUCAAACUCCCAGUUAAGUGCCAGAUACAGAUACUACUGUCAAACAUAUAACACAUUUUUAACAAAUUUGAAUAUAAAAGUGUUAAUUUCACAAUACCUGGAAAUGUAUAAUAUCACUAUUUGUUAGUGUGUUGUACAGCAGACAAGCACAGGCAGAAGUAGAAAAUAGUAUUUGAGGCUUGAGCCCCCUCUAUUGGCUGCACUGCACACUUUCUCCAUAACUAAAACAGGAAACUCCUCAGUUCACGGGAAGAAGUAAGUUUUGUUUUUGCUCUUGUAUAGGUCUCUCUGUCUAAAAUGGCAGAAGCCAACAUUUCAGUGGCUCAGGACCAGUUCAGCUGUCCAGUUUGUCUGGAUCUACUGAAGGAUCCAGUCACCAUUCCCUGUGGACACAGUUACUGUAUGAACUGCAUUACAGGCUGCUGGAAUCAAGAUGAUCAGAAGGGAGUUUACAGUUGCCCCCAGUGCAGGCAGAUUUUCACUCCAAGACCUGUUUUAGGCAAUUAAAAUGUGGUUUUUGCUGAAGUGGUGGAGAAAUUGAAGAAGACAAAACUCCAUUCUGCUGUUCCUGCGCAAGGUUAUGCUGGAACUGGAGAUGUGGAGUGUGACAUUUGCACUGCAAGAAAAUACAAAGCAGUCAAGUCCUGUUUGGUGUGUCUCAACUCUUACUGUCAGAAUCACCUUGAACAACAUGAGGAUUUCUUUAAAGGUAAGAAGCACAACUUAAUGGAUGCCACGGGACGACUACAGGAGAUGAUCUGCCACAAACAUGAUAAACAGUUAGACAUCUACUGUCAUACUGACCAGCAGUGCAUUUGUUAUUUGUGUGGAAUGGAUGAACACAGAAACCACGACACAGUAACAGCUGUAGAAGAGAGGGAGAAGCAGGUAGAAACAGCUGCAAAGGCAAAGAAUGAGUUUAAGAAGAGAAUCAAGCAGAAAGAGAUUCAGAAUCUGAGAGAGACUGUGGAGUCACACAAGCGUUCUGCACUGGCUGCAGUGAAGGACAGUGAGAAGACCUUUACUGAGCUGAUCUACUACAUUGAGAGAAGCCACUCUGAAGUCACAAAGCUAAUCAGAGAUAAGGAAAAAGCUGCAGUGAGUCAAGCUGAAGGACUCUUGAAGCGACUGGAGCAGGAGAUUGAAGAGCUGAAGAGGAGAGACGCUGAGCUGGAGCAGCUUUAACACACAGAUGAUAACAUUCAUUUUCUCCAGAGUUUCCAGUCUUUCUCUGUUCCUCCUGAAUCUGCGGAUGUACCCAUCAUUCCCUCUUCUCCACGUUCUUUCGAUGAUGUGGCAAAAUCCGUCUCCCUGCUUAGAGAGAAACUUGAGGAUUUCUGCAAACAGGAGAUAGAAAGGAUAUCUGGUAGAGUGUCAUACAUCCAGAUCAUUCCCACCCCAAACCUCAAGACCAGGGAGGACUUCUUACAAUAUUCCCGUCAGUUCACUCUGGAUCCAAACACAGUGAAUAAAUGCCUUCGUCUGUCUGAAGGAAACAAAAUGGCUUCUGACACUGGCAUAAUUCAGCAGUAUCCUGAUCAUCCAAUGGAUAGAUUUGAUCGUACUCUUCAGGUGUUGUGUAGAGAGAGUGUGUGUGGACGCUGCUACUGGGAAUUGGAGUGGAGUGGUUAUGGUGUCGCUGUAUCAGUAUCAUAUAACAGCAUUGGGAGGAAGGAAAAAGCAUGUGUGUUUGGAUUCAAUUGUCAGUCAUGGUGUUUGUUCUGUAGUCUGUCCAGUUGUGUAUUUUAUCAUGAUAAAAAACUGAUUAAACUUUCCAUACCACCCAGCUGCUCUAGAAUAGGAGUGUAUGUGGAUCACAGUGAAAGAACUCUGUCCUUCUACAGCGUUUCUGACCUCAUCCACAGAGUCCAGACCACAUUCACUCAGCCCCUCUAUCCUGGGUUUUUACUUUCUUUUGGAUCAACUAUAAAACUGCUCUUGUGAAAAGUGUACACAAGAGUAGUAGUAGUUUCAAAGUUGAUAUAUCAUACAUACUUAACUCUGUAAAACCUCACAGAAAUAAUGUAAAAAAAAUGCU
Onychostoma macrolepis is the source of this 2145-nucleotide messenger RNA. It is a transcript of the gene ftr64, whose product is annotated as finTRIM family, member 64. The record is from RefSeq and is a predicted model, not a curated record. NCBI's taxonomy places the organism in Eukaryota, Metazoa, Chordata, Actinopteri, Cypriniformes, Cyprinidae. Gene Ontology annotation, molecular function: zinc ion binding; protein binding.